CAUGUGAUGACGGACAGACUGUAUCACCGGAGCGAGGCUUGAAGUCACUCUCAUCAGCAACAAAGCGAAGCAACAGCAGCAGCAGCACUGACGUAAACCAUCCACCACAUCACCGGAACCAUACGGACCCGGACGACAUCAUAUCGUCUCCUCCGAAGGACGUAUAGGAUGGAAACGGAGCGCUGAGAGAGACUGGGAUCGUGAGGAUGCUCGGACUCCAAUUGACAGCAACAUUUGAAAUGCGCGUUAAAUGGAGACUCAUGACAAGAGAUGCUGCAGGGUGCCGCAUUGCCUGGCCGCUUGACGAUGGUAGGAUAGAGCAGCGCUUUUAACCGUGAUGCUCGUUCUUAGAUGCUUUUGGGGUGGGAUCUGUAGUCGAUUGAACGCUUCAGAUUUGAUCUUACGCAUACUAAGACGAUUUCAGCCUGCUUAAGCCAUACGUGCAUAUACACGUAUACAAUCGAUGAGCACGACCAGAUGAAUGUAUGUGAAUUUACGUUGCAGAACAAUCAUUAAUAAAUCCACAACUCCGAAGAAGUGUAUGAGGUGAACUAACAUUGUCGUAGCUUACACUCAGGACUCCAAAGUCAGGUUUUUAUUUGCAAGCACUGCAGCGAUAGGGCUCUUUAUGAUUGGUAUUUUCAUCAUCAGUCACAUAGGGAAUAUAUAGUGAUAGUAUAUAGAGUACAGUAUAGUCAGUCUUGGUCCAGUACAAGGACAAUGACUCAUUUACAGGCAGGCCUGUCUCCAGAAACCCUGGAGAAAGCCAAGGUGGAGUUAAAGGAGAACCCCGACACUUUGCAUCAGGACAUACAGGAGGUGAGGGACAUGAUCAUCACCCGUCCAGACAUUGGCUUUCUCAGGACAGAUGAUGCUUUCAUCCUGCGCUUUCUUAGAGCCCGGAAAUUUAACCAUUUCGAGGCCUUCCGCCUCCUGGCCCAGUACUUUGAGUACCGGCAACAGAACCUAGAUAUGUUCAAGAACCUCAAGGCCACCGAUCCGGGGAUCAAGCAGGCUCUGAAGGAUGGAUUUCCUGGGGUACUGUCCAAUUUGGAUAGAUACGGGAGGAAGAUUCUGGUUCUGUUCGCGGCGAACUGGGAUCAGAGCAGGUACACUUUUGUGGAUAUUCUGCGAGCUAUAUUACUUUCACUGGAGGCAAUGAUAGAAGACCCCGAGCUACAAGUGAAUGGAUUUGUCUUGAUCAUUGAUUGGAGUAACUUCACUUUCAAGCAAGCUUCCAAGUUAACUCCAAGCAUGCUGAGAUUGGCAAUUGAGGGCCUGCAGGAUAGCUUUCCAGCAAGAUUUGGAGGGAUUCAUUUUGUCAACCAACCUUGGUACAUCCACGCUUUGUACACAGUCAUCCGGCCUUUCCUCAAGGACAAAACAAGAAAAAGGAUUUUCAUGCAUGGAAACAAUCUGAACAGCUUGCAUCAGCUGCUCUUGCCUGAGAUUCUGCCGUCUGAGCUGGGUGGCAUGCUGCCCCCUUAUGACAUGGGCACCUGGGCCAGAACGUUGCUUGACCACGCAUAUGACGAGGAGACGGACUACUGCCCCGAAUCCUAUACCUUGUCUGUCAAAGACCUGGAGAAAGACCUGUCCCCCAAAACUAUGAAGAGGUCCCAGUCAGUGGUGGAACCAGGUGUCCUGAAACGACCAGAAAAAGUGAAAAGCGAAGAAGAAAACAUGCAGCCGCUGCUUUCUCUGGACUAAAGGCUCUUAAUUCCCCAGGCGACAAAGAAAUGUCAAACUCCGUACGCUGGGGAGGAGCACACCUUGUUCCUAUAACACGAGAAAAAAAAAUGUACAAAGGAAGGAAAUGUUAAAAAGCGAAAGAACACACAAACAGCCUCCAGGAACACUGCAGAGAGCUGCCAGUCAAAAUCAUAUUUUUGAAGCAAAGAGCUAACGGCGGACGUCCGUAUGUAAUUGUCAAGUGCCAAUUCAAAUCUGUAAAUACACUUCAGUUCUAGACGUGAGAUUGAGGGUGUAAUUGUGACAUGAACCUGUAAAGACUGCUGUGAAUAUCCUGUGUGUGCUUCUCGUGAUUAUUAUGUAGAACAUGGUACUGUAGGAUGGAUAAUCAUGCUUAUAAAGAUAGACAAGCUUUGGGGUAUCCUACAUUUAUAAUCCCCAAAUCAGGAGUCGCUCAGGAGUAUUUCAGAAGGAACGCAUAGAGCUGUCGACGGUGUCAGACAGAAAUAUGCUACUUCCAUUAAAGAAAACGCCAUCUUCGGUUUCAGUGUUUCACAGCAAAUACCCCUUUACAAAGAAAGGAUUUUUCUAAUGAGAAAAAUGUUUGCUAAUUUUAUUUUACCACAACGUAAGCUGUGUUUUCCGUUUAGUAUUCUUAUAUCCCAGAGGGGCUGAGUCACAUUUAGUAAGCUUUAGCUGAUUCUUCACCGAUGGCCUUGUUGUAUACACUUUGUCGUAGAGCCAUGGAAUAUCACUUUAUUUCGUAACCAUAUCCAUAUUAGGCUGAGUUGGUUUCCAAGGCAUUUGUAUUCAUACCAAGGACCAGAUAGAGUAAAACAAAGUACCGUCUUUGCAAUCUGCUUCUAAAGUUAAAAGAAAUAGAUCACCCAAAAAUGAGAAUUAUCCGUUUAUUUACUCACCUUACGUCAUUGCAUAAUAUUUUAAUUA
Molecule: messenger RNA, 2640 nt
Organism: Carassius carassius (crucian carp)
Lineage: Eukaryota; Metazoa; Chordata; Actinopteri; Cypriniformes; Cyprinidae
Product: clavesin-2
Exons: 5
Coding region: 721-1710 (329 amino acids)
Cellular component (GO): membrane
Molecular function (GO): phosphatidylinositol bisphosphate binding
Source: RefSeq, a predicted model, not a curated record